Lasiodiplodia theobromae is the source of this 1920-nucleotide messenger RNA. RefSeq names its product MFS transporter. Bases 1 to 1920 code for a protein of 639 amino acids. Gene Ontology annotation, molecular function: transmembrane transporter activity. The transcript has 2 exons. The record is from RefSeq and is a predicted model, not a curated record. Lineage: Eukaryota; Fungi; Ascomycota; Dothideomycetes; Botryosphaeriales; Botryosphaeriaceae. Gene Ontology annotation, biological process: transmembrane transport.
AUGUUCGCCUUCACAGCCUCGCGCCGCCAGGUCGCCACCUACCUGUUUGGCGUCGCCCUGUUCAGCAUCUCCUUCCUGGUCUUCCUCAACAGCACCGUCUCCUUCGUCAUCACCGAUCGCAUCGGCCGCAAACAUGGCGUCGGCGAUGCCGUUGGCACCCUGGGCUUUGCCGACGAGCUGGUUGCUCUUGUUGGCUGCCCGCUGUGGGGCAUGGUCAGCGACCGCGUCGGCGUCGCCAAGGUCGCCGUCGUGGGCUAUGCCAUCGUCGCAUUGAGCCUGUUCCUCUUCGUCCAGGCCUCCAAUGUCUACCCGCAGUUGCUGCUGGGCCGCCUGCUGUUCGCCCUGGGCGCUUCGGCAACAACCACCAUGGUGACUGCUGUCCUGCCCGCCAUGACCCAUGUCGCGAGCCGCCCCCCAGAGCCAGACUUGUUGUCGCCCAGCAGAGGCCCCAACGGACAUAAUAUCGCGCCCUCGAUAUCGUCCGAGCUGACCAUCACCCCUGCCCGCCUCAAUUCCUCCGCCUCCUCGCACCCUCCCAUCCGCACCACCCCGGGAAACUCUGCCGCUUCCACCUCCAACCUGGCAGGCCUCGUCGGCAUGUUUACCGGGCUCGGUGCCCUCCUUGCUCUCGGCGUCUUCUUGCCUCUGCCAGCCCGAUUCCAGAAGAGCGGCAUCGAACCCAGCAAAGCAGUCGAAUACUCAUUCUACGUAGUUGGGUCCGUGGCGUUCGUCGUCGCCUUUGCAUGUAUGCUUGGCUUGCGGAACCUGCCGGGAGAAGAGAACAAGGGCUGGCGCAACUUGUUCGCCGUCAAAGAGAAGGAUGAAUCCACUUCUGGGCCGAUGCUUCCCUAUCCGCGCCUGUUGCUGAACUCUCUGGCUCUGGGCCUGAGAGACACUAACAUCGGCCUGGGUUAUCUGGGAGGAUUCGUUGCACGCGCGUCUUCUGUCGCUAUUUCCUUAUUCAUUCCCCUGUUUGCCAAUGCCUACUUCAUUGAACACGGCUACUGCAAACCCGGGGAUGGGAAGACUUCGGACGACGUGAAAAGGAAUUGCCGGCGGGCUUACCUGGUAGCCUCCGCGUUGACAGGCACUUCGCAGCUGGUAGCCCUGCUCUGUGCCCCUCUAUUUGGCUAUCUGGCUGGCCGCUACAAGAAGCACAACCAGCCAUUGAUACUUGCAACUGUUUCGGGUAUUGCGGGCUACAUAGCCUUUGGCCUGCUAAAAAGCCCGGAUCCACAGUCCGAAGAUGGGAGUGCUGGCGUUUUCUUGAUCGUCGCGCUCCUCGGCAUCAGUCAGAUUGGCGCGAUCGUGUGCAGCCUGGGGUUGCUCGGCCGCGGCAUCCAGGGUGAUGAGGCGGACAUAGAUGCCGCCGACGAGCAAGAAGAACAGUCUUCCGGAUUCAAUGUUGGCACGCACAUCCAGAGCGCGCCUCCUAGCGGCUACCGGCAUGCGGCGCAACACCUAGACCCAGAAGCAACGCCGGUUCCUUCUUCCCCCAACAUCGCCUCACCGCGUGAUCCUCUGCUCGGCGGCGGUACCUCCGCAACAUCCACCCCUCCGCACCGCCCUCUCGGCACCCGCAACAGCAGCGGCGGCAGUAACAAUGCCGGCAGCGCCGGCGGUGGCGCUUAUUCAGAAUCCUCCCCGCUCCUCCCUUCGCACUUCCGCCGCCUGCCGCCGUCGGGCCUUGCGUCGAACCGCACCCACCUGAAGGGCUCCAUCGCCGGCGUGUACAGCCUCGCGGGCGGCGCGGGCAUCCUGAUCCUGACGAAACUGGGUGGCCUAAUGUUCGAUCGCCUCGAUCCUGGCGCGCCGUUCUUCGUCAUGGCUGCUUUCAACGCCAUUCUGUUGGCCGCGGUCGUGGCGAAUGGGUUGAGGAAAGCCGUCAGGGGGUGGAGAACGAGGGUUGUCAUGCCGUGA